AUGCCUCUGCUGCAGGCCGGCGACAAGGAGCUGAUUGCGUUUUUUUAUGUUGAUGAAAUUAUUCUGGUCAGUUCCUCAGUGCCAGCUGCUGAUCAUCUUCUAUCAGCUCUUCGUUCUGAUUUUGCUGUUAAGGACCUUGGCAAGCUUCAUUAUUUUCUGGGUUUGGAGGUUGCUCAUACUUCUGAUGGACUCUAUCUCACUGAGAAGAAGUAUUCCUUGGAUCUCUUGCGCCAUGCUGGUAUGCUCAAGUGCAACCCAUCCUCCACACCCAUCUCUGCUACUGACAAGAUUACUGCUGUUGAUGGUGAUCUUUUAUUUCCAAAUGAUGCUACUGAGUAUCAUAGUCUUGUUGGUGGCCUGCAGUACCUCACUAUCACCAGAGCAGAUAUUGCCUUUGUCGUCAAUCGGGUUUGCAGUAUCUACAAGCACCUCGGGAUUCACAUCGUUCGACGAUCAAGCGCAUUCUUCAUUAUGUUCGCCUGA
This is a messenger RNA of Aegilops tauschii subsp. strangulata, 483 nucleotides long. The record is from RefSeq and is a predicted model, not a curated record. NCBI's taxonomy places the organism in Eukaryota, Viridiplantae, Streptophyta, Magnoliopsida, Poales, Poaceae.